AUGCAGUCUCCCUAUUCUUGCUACUCUUCGCCUGGCGAAGUGGACUUCUACUUCUACCACCCACAAUCACAAGCCCCCAUCUAUGACUCGCCGCUGUACGACCUGGAGCCAUCCUCCCCCUUUGGCGUGCCCGAAGUCGAGGUCUUCUCCUUCACCAGCUCGCCCUACUCCUACCCCGCCAUGAUGGAUGUGCCCAUGUACGACGCGCCCAGGAUGCCCACAAGCGCCCCGACCAGCUGCGGCGGCAGCCACUGCGGCAGCAGCUCGGGAAGCUGGACCCCGGAGCUCAUUAUGCCUUCCUACCCCAUAUCGUCGGCGAGCAGCACAGGCUACGACUCGUGCCCGGACUCGCCGCCGCCUGCUUCCAAGCCCGCUAAGCCCUUCUCUUGCGAUAACUGCGGCAAGACCUUCACCCGCUUCGCGGACCUGAAGCGCCACCAGUCCUCGGUUCACUACCCCGUCUUCCGCAACUGCCCUGUCGAGCACUGCUCACGCAAGGGCAGCAAUGGCUUCCCCCGCCAGGACCAUCUCGUCGAGCACCUGCGCUCCUAUCACCACAUGGACGUGCCGAAGCGCCGUGCCUUCAAGCGCUCCGCCAAGGAGAUGGCAUAA
Penicillium riverlandense is the source of this 612-nucleotide messenger RNA. RefSeq names its product C2H2-type zinc finger protein. Bases 1 to 612 code for a protein of 203 amino acids. NCBI's taxonomy places the organism in Eukaryota, Fungi, Ascomycota, Eurotiomycetes, Eurotiales, Aspergillaceae. The record is from RefSeq and is a predicted model, not a curated record. The transcript has 2 exons.